Molecule: messenger RNA, 663 nt
Organism: Trypanosoma brucei brucei TREU927
Lineage: Eukaryota; Euglenozoa; Kinetoplastea; Trypanosomatida; Trypanosomatidae
Exons: 1
Coding region: 1-663 (220 amino acids)
Source: RefSeq, a predicted model, not a curated record
AUGAGUGAGUCUAGUGCGACCAAAAAGCAUGUAUAUGGAUAUGAACUUUACAGUAAAAAUGUUCACCAAUAUCCAUCUAUUACUGAUGUUAAAACCGUAAAGGGUGCAAUCGCAGGAAACAUUCAUGACUACCUCAAUCAUUUGGGUGCAUUUGAAGGGAAUGCGCGUCGAGAGCGUGGGGAGGUAUUGGCGUAUUCGCUUUUGGCUGGUGCCCUCUCUCUGGCCUGCGCGAUAUAUUUCGCCAAAGACGUAUUACUGCCUUACAAGUUGCUUACAUUAUCUCUCAUUGGGGUUACAGGUGCUGCCACCCUGUGUGCUUACGUUUGUGACUGCAGACAGAAAUCGGACAAUAUUGCCUUCCUGGCCACGUGCUCAGCUUCUACCGAGGCGAAGGACUACCUUCGUACCUUAAAAGGGCAUCGGGUUUGCAUUCGCUUGGGUGAGGUACCCAACUCGUCAGCGCUUACCAUGGAAGCGCAGGUGGUUGGGCCUCCUUGUUUCUUCGGCGCUCCAGAAGUGCACUCAUCAUCGUCGAAGGUGGUGCCAUACGGACGUUACUUCACUAAAAGCGGGUACUUUUUCCCUCCUCCGCUCAUGAAUGACGUGGAUAAUCUUCUAAGCUCAUUAAAGACCUCGACCUCAAAAAAGAAACGGCAAUCCUAA